Molecule: messenger RNA, 2253 nt
Organism: Gymnodraco acuticeps
Lineage: Eukaryota; Metazoa; Chordata; Actinopteri; Perciformes; Bathydraconidae
Product: interferon-induced, double-stranded RNA-activated protein kinase-like
Exons: 16
Coding region: 176-1936 (586 amino acids)
Biological process (GO): protein phosphorylation
Molecular function (GO): protein kinase activity; ATP binding
Source: RefSeq, a predicted model, not a curated record
AAAUCGAAACUCAGUUGUAUCCAAAGUCAGCUGAAUCGAAGCUGCAAGGAUAUAAGCAGGAUACAUACCGCAGCAAAAAUUGAACAAAAAUGGGGAAUCAAAGAACUGCUGUGAGCGGUGUACUUCGAUGUUAUCGUUUUAUGUAAUUUAGGAUCGAAUUUUGACUUAAUUUAAGAUGGAAAGUGGAAAUGAUGUUGACAAACUGAACAAGUACGCGGAGGGAAAAAAAUGGUUACUUGAAUAUGAGGUCCUUGGCUCUGUUGGCCCAGACCACAAUAAAACAUUCACCCAGAGGGUAGUCCUGAAUGGUAAAGUCUAUCCUGAGGGUGUGGGGAAGACGAAAAAGGAAGCCAAGCAAGAUGCUGCUAAAAAUGCCCUGAGAGACUUGUCAGGGGGCGCACAUCAGACUGCAGAUGUCAAUUACAACCCUACACCAACUCAACACAAUUUCAUUGGAUUAAUUGACAACUACUGCCGGAAAAAAAACCGCUGCCAUACAUUCAUCGAAGAAAGAAGAUGGGGACCAGCCCAUGAGCCUCAAUUUUCCUACAGAUUAAUAAUCGAAGACAAGAAGUAUCCUGUGGCUGAGGGAAGGACUAACAAGGAAGCCAAACAAAAUGCAGCUAAACUCGCCUGGUUUGCCCUUCAAGAGCAGUCGGACUGGGACAGCAAGUUGUCCGUCAGAUCAACAGUGUCUGAAGGUGGUGCACCGCCUGUGUUGUCAACGCCAUCAACUCCCCUGGGUUCGUAUGAGGCAUCGUCACAAAGAACGUCAACAAGUACAAGUCCCUCAAUAACAUUCGAAGAUUCAACAAACCCUUCCCAAGCUCAGAUGCCCUUAGAGUCUGAAAGUGAUACCCCAACCAGGUUGUCAAAUUCACUAGAGUCUAUUUCAUCGUCACAAAGCAUGUCCACGGGUACAAGUGGCUCUGGAAUAUUCACAGAUUCAUCAAACUCUUCCAAGGAUCAGCAUCCUGUCAAAGACAAGAUCAUAGGAAAUACUGAAAAUCAGACAUCCACCCUUUCAAGGUUUACUGAUGAAUUUGAUGUCACUGGGUGUCUUGGAAAAGGGGCCUACGGUUGUGUUUACGCAGCAAGAGACAAACUGCUGAAACAGGGUUUUGCUGUAAAGAUUGUCCGCAGUAACGAGAAAGCUCUUCGAGAGGUGGGGACAUUGUCAAAGCUUCUCCACUGUAACAUCGUCAGAUACUACACAUGUUGGAUGGAGGAUUCAAGAUACCAAGGUCACAUUGCAGCUGGAAACUCAGCUGGCAGUUUCAGCUCUUCCCAGUCUAUAGAGGAUCCAUCAGCAAAGUACCUCUAUAUUCAGAUGGAGUUAUGCAAAACAAAAACCCUUAAGAAGUGGAUAAAGGAGAAGAACACUCAGUCUCUGCAAGACUCCAAGAGAAGACAAGAAAGUGUAGCCAUUGCUCAGCAAAUAGUCUGUGGAGUCGAAUAUAUUCACUCCAUGGGGCACAUCCACAGAGACCUUAAGCCUGAAAACAUCCUGUUUGGAGUGGAUGAAAAAGUGAAGAUCGGCGACUUUGGUAUGGUCACCAAAGAUGAUGAUGAUGAUGAUGAUGACACCGCUUUAAUGGAGAGAACUGGACUCAGAGGAACAUCGACUUACAUGGCUCCUGAGCAAAUAACGGGGAAGACCUAUGACCGAAAAGUGGACAUAUUUGCUCUGGGGUUGAUAUACUUUGAACUCCUUUGGAAACUCUCUACUGGCCACGAAAGAGGAGUGGUUUGGAAUGAUGCCAGAAGUCAGAAGCUCCCUGAAGAGUUUUCACUGACUUUUGCCAAAGAGAACGAAAUCAUCAAGUUAAUGCUGCGUGAGAAGCCAGAAGACCGUCCUGAAGCAAUUAAACUAAUGGCAGAGCUGGAAAAAUGGGCUCAGACACAAAAUAUGGAUCAGGAAAGGGCUACAGUCUAAUCAUCUGGAGAUCUCUCUGUUCGAUGUCUGUCAUAGGAUACAAUUAUUUUAUUUGUUAUAAAUAUAUGUAGAGAAAUGGUUAAGGGAUUGACUGCACUUCUCUGGCACUUUAUCUGAACUUUAACAAAAAAAGGGACACUAUAUGCUGAUUUUCAGUUUUCAUAUUUGUAUUUUGUGCCUUUAUGUGUUAACAUGCUUUAAUCUUGAAAUAUAUAUUUAUUUUUCUCUAACUGCCUGCGUUGCAGCACCUCUUUUCACCCUCUGUCUGAAACCAGUUAACUGUGCCUUGAGAAUUCUGAAUAAAUCACCAACAGUGA